AACCGGAAGUGUCUGUCCAUAGACAGGAAGUGAAAGGCUUUUUUUUUUCUGUUCUGUGACAAUGGUGAGGAGGAAGGAGAAGAGUUGAUGUGACUGUGCUGGCGUUAUGCCGGGAUCGCAGAGGGGGAACUGAGGAGCGGAGCUGUCCAUACAGAGAGUAACGGAACAAAGUCGAUUUCUGGACUCAUCAUUUAGGAUGGAGAAGGAGCAGAGCUACACGGUGAAGAUGAUUUUAGAUCUCACUCUGGAGAUCAUCUACCUGCUUAACGGAGAGAAUUAUAUACAUUUCAAGUUAUCUGAUGGCUUGACCAAACAUGGUCAAAGAAAAACACAAAGCUAUAUCAUGGACCUUCCAGCUCCCUUUUUGACACAUGAGAGGAACAACGACAAGAAGAUCCUAGAAGUCACCAGUGAGAUCAUUGAUCUGCUGACAGGAGAGGUUCCUAUAAGAUGUCCAAUUAGCAAUGUGCCUUUCUCCAUGGAGGAGUGGGAGUAUAUAGAAGGACACAAGGAUCUCUACAAGGACGUCAUGAUGGAGAAGCGGCCGCCCCUCACAUCACCGGGUAAGAGGAGACUUCCAUUUCUUGUAAAGGAGAGAAGAGUAUUGAGGAUCCCCCUAGAUACACAUCCUCUGAUAUAAAGACAUAGAAACAAUGUAUUCAGCCAGUGUGUGUUUCCUACAGAUGGAUCCAGAAACAGAAAUUCCCCAGAGAGAUGUCCCCGUCCUCUGUAUUCCCGGGACUCCACACAGGAACAUCAGGAGAUCCCUCAGGAGGAUCAGGAGGACCCCCAGGAGGAUCAGGGUGAAAAUGUGCUUCAGUUUGAAGUAAAAGAUGAAGACGAGGAUCUGUAUGUGAUGAGUGAUGAUCCAUGUAAGGAGGACGUUCCUUCAGAGAUCAGCACAGACACCAGAGCCACUCAGAUAGAUGUCAAUGGUAAGGAAGAGGAAGAUGGCCAUGUGAGGAUUAAAGAGGAGGACGUUCCUGUAGAGAUCAGCACAGAUGGACAACACACUGGGCAUAAAUUUAUUAUCUCUCCAGAUGGUGAAAUAGAAGAUGAUGGCCUCUCUGAGGAUUCUUCAGAAGAAAAUCCUAUUACCUCUUAUCCAGUACUUUCCACUGCAGAUCUAUCAUAUGAUCCCUUUACACAUGAGGGGAGCUUUUCUGAACACUACCCUCCAGUCCCCCACCAUACAGAUCAUGAAGGGGAUGAAAUGUUCUCAUGUUCCAUAUGCGGACGAUUUUUUGCCCAGGAAGCGACGCUCAUCUCUCACCAGAAAAUUCAUACAGCAGAGAAGUCCUAUAUAUGUUCUGUGUGUGGGAAAUGUUUUAUGCAGAAGUCAUGUUUUGUCCUCCAUCAACGAAUUCACACAGCGGAGAAGCCUUAUCCCUGUUCUGAAUGGGGGAAGUGUUUUACAGAGCUAGGAACACUUCUUUCACAUCCAAGAACUCAAACUGGGGAGAAGCCUUAUUCAUGUUCAGAGUGUGGGAAAAGUUUUACCACGAGUUCCGCUCUUUCUAGGCACCAGAGAAUUCAUACAGGAGAGAAGCCGUAUUCAUGUUCAGAAUGUGGGAAAUGUUUCUCUCAGAGAUCACACCUUAUCACCCAUGAAAAGCUUCAUACCGGAGAGAAGCCGUAUUCAUGUAUACAAUGCGGGAAAUGUUUCUCUCAGAAAUCACACCUUAUGACCCAUGAAAAACUUCAUACCGGAGAGAAACCGUAUUCAUGUUUACAAUGCGGGAAAUGUUUCUCUCGGCGAUCACACCUUAUAAUCCAUGAAAAGCUUCAUACUGGAGAGAAGCCGUAUUCAUGUUUACAAUGCGGGAAACGUUUUUCGAGGGCAGGUAGUCUUAUUAAACACCAGAGAACUCACAAGUGGUGAAGCUUUAUACAUGCUCCGAGUGAGGGAAAUAUUUUGUCACCAAAGGUCAUGUUUUGCUUUCUCAUCCGUUAAGAGACGCUGGAAGCCUUUUAUCCUCAGGUAAUACUACAGUCCUCAAGAGUAUUGGACAUUGGCAAGCAAAAAAACUGUAGGUAAGCCCCAAAAUAUCUUCGUCCACUAACAACAUGCAGAGGCGUUGCUAGGGGGGUGCGGUCCGCACCGGGUGACACCCGCU
Messenger RNA from Rana temporaria (common frog), 2117 nucleotides. Its product is annotated as zinc finger protein 239-like. Gene Ontology annotation, biological process: regulation of immune system process; negative regulation of transcription by RNA polymerase II; regulation of cytokine production. The record is from RefSeq and is a predicted model, not a curated record. NCBI's taxonomy places the organism in Eukaryota, Metazoa, Chordata, Amphibia, Anura, Ranidae. Bases 857 to 1882 code for a protein of 341 amino acids. The transcript is spliced from 8 exons.